CAUAACAGAAACGCCACCAAACGUAGCUUGACUGCAAGUUCUUGCAAAGAGGAAGAAGAAAGGAGAGGAAUAGAUGCUGGGGGAAACAAAGAGGCUGACUAUUAAUGGAUUUAGCUUUAUCACUGGAAAACUGGCCCACAAAUAAAGGCCCAAUGUAAACAUGAAGCCGUUGGGCCAUCGCGUUCCAGGUCUACGCUGAUGAAGAAUCUCAGAUUCUGAACUCUGGAGUCAACAACGGUUUCCGCUUUCGAAGCCAAACAAACUACCUGAAUUCGGAAAGACACGUUGUGACCUUGAGAGGCAAACGUUAGAAGAAAAAAAAAGGUGAAAAUUUCAGUAUGAGUCUCUCUUUCUCGUCAGAACAUUUCCUUCCUUUUCCUUCACCUCUGCAACUCUUUCAACUCAAAACCUCAUAAACAGAAGAAAAGCAGAAAUAUUAUUGGAAGAAGUAGAGAAAAACCCUGGCCUUGCACAAGGAAUUUGUGUUGUUUUCUCCCAGAAAUCUCUUUACAGGCCAGUGGGGUGAGUUAGUUUGUGAUUCUCAACCAAACCCAAAUAAAGACGGCAGGAGAAAUUAGGAAAUGCCAAACAUUGGCCAAGACUACAGCCCUAGGUUUUCCGUUGAUGGUGUUCUAGCAGGUUCCCCUACUUUCACUCCUUUGUGUAGCAAUGUUGGAACUCUCCGGAGCUUCUCUUACCUCAAGCUUCCUCAACAGCUCUUCAAGCUCUCUAUUCUCAAAUUGGAUGGUUCUUCCUUUGAUGUUCAAGUUGCCGGGACGGCGUCAGUCGAUGAACUCAAGCAGGCGAUAGAGGAUUCCUUUAAUUUGUCUCCGAAGGAAGGUCAAGGCAAAAUUUCCUGGUCACAUGUAUGGGGUCAUUUCUGCUUAUGCUUUGAAGGUCAGAAACUACUUAACGACAAGGCUUACAUCAGAAGUUUUGGGAUCAAGGAUGGUGAUCAGCUUUGUUUUAUUCGGCAUCUUUCAAUCAACUACAACCCAGUGAAGAAUUCUAAAAGUUGUACCGAUUACGAACAAGAAACAAGUUUCUCAUCAGGAUCGGAUUCUCUUGAAGAGAAGGAACUGCACGGAGAAGAAGGUGAAGAUUACAAUGCAUGUUGUGGUGAUCAAGAAGGGAAGGAUAAGUACUCCCGCAAUGAAGAUGGCGAGAGCCAAGAUUUUAUUUGCCACACAGAAUUCAAAUUAGCUCACUUCCUUAGAGGUUGGCUCUCAUACUCAAGAUUGUGGAGCAGGGGGAACCUGAGAACACGUAGCAAAUCUCUCAGCUCAAGGUUUGCAGGGGAUUACUUAAGAGUUGGGGCAAAGGAGACUCUGCUUUGAAGGAAAUAAUUAUAACCCCGUAAGGAGGCUCCUCAAAAGGGGAAAAGUUCUGCAUCUAUGUUAGUCAUCCAUAAAAGAUGCACAAACAUGAACCUUUGAUGCCAGGUCUAUUGUUCGAGCUUCGCUGUGACAUCACUUCGAAAAGUUCAAAAGCUGAUUGGAGAUUCUGAUUACAAAUCAAUGAUAAAGCUUACUUUGAUGGGCAAAAACUUGCUGCAAUUGAAAUGGAGAAGAGAAUUGCAGUGGUUUUGAUGGGCACACAGAAACUCCUUUUGCCUUGUUCUGAAACAAAGAAUCGGUAAUUUUGUUUUGACUUAAAUGUUUCAAGUCAGAACCAUCCGAUUGUAUUGGAUCACCAAUGCUAUUUGUUAAUCAUUAGUAUGGCAGCUCAACAGUGAAGUUAAUUUCUAUUGGUAAUAUUAGUAGUUGUUUCUCA
Messenger RNA from Macadamia integrifolia, 1773 nucleotides. RefSeq lists its product as uncharacterized. The coding region runs from base 582 to 1337 and encodes 251 amino acids. The transcript is spliced from 5 exons. Lineage: Eukaryota; Viridiplantae; Streptophyta; Magnoliopsida; Proteales; Proteaceae. The record is from RefSeq and is a predicted model, not a curated record. Gene Ontology annotation, cellular component: U12-type spliceosomal complex. Gene Ontology annotation, biological process: mRNA splicing, via spliceosome.